Ectocarpus siliculosus is the source of this 2886-nucleotide messenger RNA. The record is from the annotation of a GenBank genome assembly. NCBI's taxonomy places the organism in Eukaryota, Phaeophyceae, Ectocarpales, Ectocarpaceae.
AUGGCUGUGGACCUCCUUGCCGCAUCACGCCGGCCGUUGGAACGACUUUUGCACGAGUGCUCUUUUUCUCAAUGGGAGAAUAUCGCCUUGUUCCUCGACGAAGGCGCGACGGAGGCGGUGAGGUGGGCAGGGGGCCUGGGCUUCGUGCUGGAGGAGCUUGGAAUCUCUCAUAUCCUGGACUUGCAGGCAUUUGCGCCAGGCAGGAGCCCGCCUGCAGUCCCAGAGUCUGAAGGGCUAACCCGGGGCAUCUUUCUGGUGACGAACUUUGUUUGGGACGUGGAAGGGGCAGUGCUUCACGCGGCCUGCACCUACGGACUCACAGAGGUGGCGUUGGCGUGUUCGGUUUCCGAGGAGGCCCAUGCCUGCCACUCUCAUGCUGCUCACAUAUCGGAGGAGACUGGGGGUCGCGCCUCCUUUGCCGUCGUGUCUCAGCAACUCAAGGUCAGCCUGGAGCGGAUGCUCAAGAUAAAGGCCCAGAGCAGCAGCAGCGGUCGCCGUCGGUUCUCGAAACCGUCUCCCUCAUCUACUUCGCCGCCAUCUUCCUCGUCCACGCAAACCAUCGCAACGGAGGCUGCCCCCCACCUCGCCGCCAACGCCGUCGACCCCACCGUGUUAGUCACGAUCAAGCACUCCCCGCUGCACGUGGGCUGCUUCUUCCAGGCCUCAACCACGAUCACCAGCGGCGGCGGAAGCAGUGUAGAUGUAGACCAGCCCCUCGACUCUCAGGGGCAGCAUCAAAAGGGAUGUUCGGCGUUCUCGCUGGCCAGCCCGGCGUGCGCGAGAGUGUUCCCGCUGAGGCGGUGCGAUUGGGAAGGCGGGGGCGGGGGCGGGGCUGGCGCUGCGCUGUUUGCGGCGGCCGCGGCGGUGGAGGGGGGCGGGGGUGGGGGCGGAGAGACCAGGGGGCACGUGUCAGCGGAGGAGGUUCCAAGGGGAGAACGCCUUCGAUACAGGCUGCUGGCUCACACGCUUGUGGAGGCUCUGUGGGAUCAGCUCUUGUUGGACGUGAGCGGCGGCGGCGGGGUGUUCACGCUGGGCGACACGUCUCGUCUCAUCGGUACCACUGUCGCUGCAGUGGCAGAAGACUUGAAGCGCGUCUCGCUCGAACGACCAGCCCCCCCGGGGUUUGGUGGGGAAGGGGGCGCGGACAGCGCCUCCAGCGGACGCGGUGGCGGGUUCGGGUCGGAUGGGGCUGGGCCGGCUGCUCGCCGUGAGGCGUCUGUGGUGUUGAUCGAUCGGAACUUGGACGUGGCCGCGGCGGCAUCGCACGGCGGAAGCCUGCUCCAGCGAAUCCUGAGCUCGAUAGAUCGAACCGGCACUCCAAACUCCGCCGUCCCAGCCACCCCCUCUUCGCCCGAGGCCGUCGCCAUCGACUGGUCUCCUUCCGCCGCAGCUCACCAGCAGGAUGUAGGCGUGGUCUUGCCCAUGCUCACGCCAGGUCUCGGACUUCCGGCACGCGCGGCGGCGGUGGAACGAAGCGGCGGUGGCAGCGGCGGCGGCGGCGGCGGCGGCGGCGAGGGUGCCGGGGGAAAGCCACCGCGCUUGCUGGCGAUGAAGGCUCUGUCUGGGUUUCCGUGGCGGGCGCCGCCGUCCCUGUGUCACUCGGGGGGCGACGCGGGCGCGGCGGCGGGGGUGGUGCAUGCGAUGGCCUGCCACGGGGAGGAGGAAGGGCAGGCAGCUCUCAUCUCGGCCCUGGAGAAGUGCGUCUCCGACAACGGCUGCGUACCGCCGCCGCGCAAGCGCCGAGGCAUGGGGUCGUCGAUCAUGGCGUUAGUCACCAGCCUCGCCAGGGGUAAUCCUCGUGCUGGCGGCUUGUCGGGUGAUAGAGUGUGUUUCAAGUCCCGCGGGGUGUUGCAAGUCGCGCUGGCGGCGAUGGAGGCCCACCAGAGAACUUCCUCGCUGGCGGGGUCCGGCUGGUCGGAGACGGUGGCGGCGGAGCGCGUACAACUACGGCAGCUCAGGGAUGGUAGCACGGUCGACGUGGUGAUGGAGCAGCUCUGCGCCACACUCAACCGAGCUCCACCAAUGGACUUCUCCUCCUCCUCGUCGUCGCCACCAGGUGGCACUGCGAGUCUCGGUGCCGGAGCGGCUCGGACGGGCUCUUCGGCGAGGGAGGCCCUGCUGCUGGCCUUGAGGGGGGUGUCGCUGGCCGGAGAGAGCAUAGGGGCGCAGGACGCCACCAGCUUUCGAAAAGCCUGGAUUUCGCGAAUGCUUGCCGGGGGCUUUCGAGAAGGAGGUUCGGGAGUUCCCGCGGGCGUCGCCGAGGCGGUGGACCAGAUUCGCUCGAGAAAGCGGGAGCGCACGACAGCCCCAGAGCCUGCUGCCGAGAGCGUCGGCACGGGAGAGGUGGAGGAGGCCGGGGUCCUGCUUGAGCUGGAGGACAUCGCCAGGGAAAGGACACAGCGCCUGCGAGAGGUGGCCUCGUCGAGAUCCUUCCACCUCAAGAGCACCGCAGUCCUCAGAGACCUGGGCUUCGAGCCCUACACCUUCGUCGCGUCGGCAACAGCAGCAGCAGCAGCGGCGGCAGAAUCGGCUUCCGGGGGCGGCGACGGCAGCGGCGGUGACGGUGAUGGCGAAGAAGGUUGGGAUGACUGGGGAGAGGACGAAGCUGGCGAAGGGACCCCGGGCGUCGCCAACGACGACGGGGGGUCGCGAACGGAGCACACCGCGGAGUGCGACACGCUGGUGGGACGCCUGGCCGGGCUGUUGCUCGAUCGGACAAGACCGGACGUGCCGGAUCUUUACGAGGCAAAGGUUGUUAGCCCUGCCUCGGUCGGUCUGGGGCUCCUCUCGUCCGGGCUGAAGAAGCUAGGCAGGAUGGGAGGGGCUGGGGGAGGGGUGCACCGGGGGCGGCACAAGCAGAGCCGGAUGUUCCGGGGAACCCCUUGA